Molecule: messenger RNA, 16443 nt
Organism: Balaenoptera ricei (Rice's whale)
Lineage: Eukaryota; Metazoa; Chordata; Mammalia; Artiodactyla; Balaenopteridae
Gene: VPS13D
Product: vacuolar protein sorting 13 homolog D
Exons: 71
Coding region: 263-13486 (4407 amino acids)
Biological process (GO): mitochondrion organization; protein targeting to vacuole; protein retention in Golgi apparatus
Cellular component (GO): extrinsic component of membrane
Molecular function (GO): protein binding
Source: RefSeq, a predicted model, not a curated record
CUUCCUGCGGGGCCCCCGUCCCUCUCCGGCCUCCGAUGUCCGAGCUCCCAGGGCCGGCAGCCCUCAGCCCCGCCGCCUCCGCUCCCGCGUCCUGUUGCCAGCCCUUCCUACUCAGGGCUCCAGGGCUCCAGCCGCUCCUCGAGGGAGGGGCCUGGCUCAAGGUCAUGGCCGGCUGUCUGCCCACCGAUUCUUCUGUGACCAUGAGAGAGAGAAAUAAAGAAUGAUCCAUGAGUUCUAAACACCUUGUCUUGAGGAUAUAGUCAUGUUGGAAGGUCUUGUAGCCUGGGUUCUCAAUACCUAUCUGGGGAAAUAUGUCAAUAACCUGAACACUGAUCAGCUGUCCGUUGCGCUCCUGAAAGGUGCUGUUGAAUUAGAAAACUUGCCUUUAAAGAAAGAUGCCUUGAAAGAACUGGAAUUACCAUUUGCAGUCAAAGCUGGCUUAAUUGGGAAGGUAACCCUUCAGAUUCCCUUCUAUCGCCCCCAUGUGGACCCUUGGGUGAUCUCCAUCUCCAGCCUUCACUUAAUUGGAGCCCCUGAAAAAAUACAGGAUUUCAGUGAUGAAAAGGAGAAGCUGUUGGAAAGGGAACGCAAGAAAGCUCUCCUGCAAGCCCUGGAGGAAAAGUGGAAGAACGAACGCCAGCAGAAAGGGGAGUCCUACUGGUAUUCAGUUACUGCCUCGGUAGUUACGAGAAUUGUGGAGAAUAUUGAAUUAAAAAUUCAAGAUGUCCAUUUGCGCUUUGAAGAUGGUAUUACCAAUCCUUCCCAUCCUUUUGCGUUUGGCGUCUGCAUUAAGAAUGUGUCCAUGCAGAAUGCUGUGAAUGAGCCUGUACAGAAAUUAAUGCGGAAAAAGCAGUUAGAUGUGGCAGAGUUUAGCAUCUACUGGGAUGUCGAUUGCACUUUAUUGGGGGAUUUGCCUCAGGUGGAGUUACAGGAGGCCAUGGACAAGAGCAAGGAGAGUCGAAACCAUCACUACAUCUUGGAGCCUGUGUGCGCGUCUGCUCUUCUGAAGAGAAACUGCUCUAAAGAGCCUCUGAGGUCUCGGCACACUCCCCGUAUUGAAUGUGAUAUUCAUCUGGAGACCAUUCCCUUGAAACUCUCUCAGUUGCAAUACCGGCAAAUCAUGGAAUUCCUCAAGGAGCUGGAACGAAAGGAGAGGCAGUUGAAGUUCCGAAAAUGGAAACCCAAAGUGGCCGUAUCUGAGAACUGCCGAGAGUGGUGGUGUUUUGCUUUGAAUGCCAACCUGCAUGAGAUCCGGGAGCAGAGGACGCGCUGCACGUGGGGCUUCCUGUUGCGCCGGGCCCGCGAUGCCGUGUCCUACACUGACAAAUACUUCACCAAGUUGAAAGGAGGCUUGCUGUCUGCAGACGAUGAGGAGGAAGUGUGUCGGAUUGAAGAGGAACAGAGCUUUGAGGAAUUGAAGAUUUUGCGUGAACUGGUUCAUGAACGAUUUCACAAACAGGAAGAACUGGCAGAGAGCUUACGAGAGCCUCAGUUGUAUUCUCCGGGAGAGUCUCCUGGAGACCCAGAACCCAGUGGAGGCAGCGGGAUGCUGCAGUACCUGCAGUCCUGGUUUCCUGGCUGGGGCGGCUGGUAUGGGCAGCAGAGCCCUGAGGGGAAACCAGUCGAGGGCCUGACUGCGGAGCAGCACGAACACUGGACUCCUGAGGAGAUCCUGGGCUCCGAGGAGUUUUUUGACCCCACUGCAGACGCCUCUUGUAUGAACACGUACACAAAGCGAGACCAUGUCUUUGCCAAACUGAACUUACAGCUACAGCGAGGGACCGUGACUCUGCUGCACCAGGAGCAGGGAGCUGCCCAGAUGAAUCAAAGUGCUUUCAUGCAGCUUGAGUUUUCAGGUGUAAAACUUCUAGCAGAAUCUCUUCCUCGAAGAAACUCCUCCUUGCUUUCAGUCCGGUUGGGUGGAUUAUUUCUUCGAGACCUGGCCACAGAAGGGACUAUGUUUCCUCUUCUGGUCUUCCCUAAUCCACAAAAAGAAGUUGGCAAAGUCUCACAGUCUUUUGGACUCCAAACAGCAUCUGCAGACAGAAGCGAUCAUUACCCUGCUGCAGACCCAGAUGACCCAGUUUUUGAGAUGCUAUAUGAGAGAAAUCCAGUGCACAGCCAUUUUGAGAGGCGGCUAAAUGUCAGCACGAGGCCCUUGAACAUCAUAUAUAAUCCCCAGGCUAUUAAAAAAGUAGCAGACUUUUUCUACAAGGGAAAGGUUCAUACCUCAGGUUUUGGUUAUCAGUCUGAACUGGAGUUGAGAGUGGCUGAAGCUGCCCGAAGACAAUAUAACAGACUGAAGAUGCAGACCAAGGCGGAAAUCCGACAGACUCUUGAUCGUUUGCUAGUGGGUGAUUUCAUUGAGGAGAGUAAACGGUGGACUGUGCGACUAGACAUUUCUGCCCCUCAGGUGAUAUUUCCUGAUGAUUUCAAAUUCAAGAAUCCCGUGUUGGUUGUUGUGGAUCUAGGCAGAAUGCUCUUGACCAAUACCCAAGAUGACUCCAAGAGGAAGAGUGGGGACGGGUCAGCAUCUGAAGAGAAUCAGUUUAGUGAUGACGAAUAUAAGACCCCUCUUGCCACACCUCCUAACACCCCACCUCCCGAGACAAGCAGCAGUAAUAGGGAGAAAACACCUCCAUUUUCUGGAGUUGAAUUCAGUGAAGAGCAGCUUCAAGCACAUUUAAUGAGCACGAAGAUGUAUGAGAGGUACUCGCUGUCCUUCCUGGACCUCCAGAUCAUGGUUGGACGAGUGAAGGACAACUGGAAGCAUGUCCAGGAUAUUGAUGUGGGACCGACCCACGUGGUCGAGAAAUUCAAUGUUCACCUACAGUUAGAACGCCGAUUGAUUUAUACUUCAGAUCCCAAGUACCCUGGAGCCGUGCUCUCAGGCAACCUACCAGACCUAAAGAUCCACAUCAAUGAAGAUAAAAUAUCUGCUCUAAAGAAUUGCUUUGCUCUCCUGACCACCCCAGAAAUGAAGACUUUUGACACUCAGAUUAAAGAGAAGAUUUUUCCCCAAGGGGAACAGCGGGGAAGUUUGCAAGACUCGGUGAUGAAUUUAACCCAGAGCAUCGUGAUGUUGGAGCAGCAUACCCGGGAGGUUCUGGUGGAGUCACAGCUCCUCCUGGCUGAGUUUAAAGUGAACUGUAUGCAGCUUGGUGUUGAGAGCAACGGCCGGUACAUUUCUGUGCUCAAGGUAUUUGGUACCAACGCUCACUUUGUGAAGAGGCCUUAUGAUGCUGAAGUCUCCCUCACUGUUCAUGGUUUGCUCCUGGUGGACACCAUGCAGACAUAUGGUGCUGAUUUUGACCUUUUGAUGGCCUCUCAUAAGAACUUGAGCUUUGAUAUCCCAACAGGAAGCCUCCGGGAUAGCAGAGCCCAGUCUCCUGUCUCUGGAUCCAACACGGCCCACCUCAUUAAUGCUGCCACACUGAACGACCGAUCAGCCACUAGUGUUUCUCUUGACAGAAUUCUCACCAAAGAACAGGAGUCCCUCAUAAAACUGGAGUAUCAGUUUGUGAGUUCAGAGUGCCCGUCGAUGAAUUUGGACAGCACUCUUCAGGUGAUUUCAUUACAGGUGAAUAAUUUGGAUAUCAUCCUAAAUCCAGAGACAAUUGUGGAGCUGAUUGGUUUUCUUCAAAAAUCCUUUCCCAAGGAAAAAGAUGAUUUGAGUCCUCAACCUUUAAGGACUGAUUUUGAGAGAAGCUUUAGGGAACAAGGAGCUUACCGAUCUACAUGUGAACAAAACACCGAGGUUGCAGUGGAAAUCCACAGACUUAACCUACUGCUCCUUCGGACAGUGGGGAUGGCAAAUGGAGAGAAAUACGGCAGAAAAAUUGCAACAGCAAGUAUAGGUGGCACCAAGGUUAACGUCUCCAUGGGCAGCGCAUUUGACAUGAACGGUUCUCUUGGCUGUUUGCAGCUUAUGGAUUUGACACAGGAGAAUGUUAAGAACCAGUAUGUUGUCAGCAUUGGGAAUUCCAUAGGCUAUGAAAAUAUCAUCAGUGAUAUUGGCUACUUUGAAUCUGUAUUUGUCAGAAUGGAAGAUGCAGCCCUCACUGAAGCUCUGAGUUUCACCUUUGUUGAGAAAUUUAAACAGGAAUGUUUUCUCAACCUCAAGAUGGCUUCCUUGCAUUACAACCACUCUGCUAAAUUUUUGAAGGAGUUGACAUUGUCCAUGGAUGAGCUGGAAGAAAAUUUUCGAAAUAUGCUGAAAAGCGCAGCCACCAAAGUCACCACAGUCCUAGCCACCAAGACGGCCGAGUACAGUGAGAUGGUAUCACUCUUUGAAACUCCAAGGAAGGCCCGGGAAUCCUUUAUCUUAGAAGAAAAUGAAACAUAUGGUUUUGACCUAGGUGCAUCUCAUUCCGACACUGUAAAGCUAAUCUUGAACAUAAACAUUGAAUCACCAGUUGUUUCUAUCCCUCGGAAGCCUGGGAGUCCUGAGUUGUUGGUAGGACACUUGGGACAGAUUUUCAUCCAGAAUUUUGUGGCAGGAGAUGAUGAAUCCAGAAGUGACCGUCUGCAAGUAGAAAUCAAAGACAUUAAAUUAUAUUCUUUGAAUUGCACCCAGUUGGCAGGCAGAGAGGGCCCUGGGCCUGAGGUGAGCCGGGCGUUUUGCCCUCCUUCUGGGCCCACCAGUGCCAACAGUCAGGAGGAAGCUCAUUUCACCCGACAUGAUUUCUUUGAAUCUUUGCAUAGAGGUCAAGCUUUUCACAUCCUGAACAACACGACCAUUCAGUUUAAACUGGAGAAGAUCCCUAUAGAGAGAGAAUCUGAAUUGACUUUCUCCCUUAGUCCAGAUGACCUGGGAACUUCUAGCAUCAUGAAGAUCGAAGGAAAAUUUGUCAAUCCGGUGCAGGUGGUGUUAGCAAAGCAUGUAUAUGAGCAGGUUUUACAAACUCUGGACAAUCUCGUGUACAGUGAAGAUCUGAAUAAGCUUCCAGUCAGUGCCACCUCCUCACCUUGCCCUAACUCUCCUCUGCCUUCCCUCAGUACCUGUGGAGAACCUUCCAUUGAAAGGAAGGAGAACGGAUUGUUCAGCCACUGCAGCCUUUCUAACUCUUCUCAAAAGUCCUUGUCUUUUAAGGAAGUCAGAUCUUUUACCCAGAUUCAAGCCAACUUCUGUAUAUCAGAGCUUCAAGUUCAGCUAAGUGGAGAUCUGACUUUGGGGGCGCAAGGUCUUGUGAGCUUAAAAUUUCAGGAUUUUGAGGUGGAAUUCAGUAAAGACCAUCCUCAGACUUUAUCCAUUCAGAUUGCCCUGCGCUCUCUGCUGAUGGAAGACUUAUUGGAGAAAAAUCCAGAUUCCAAAUAUAAGAACCUGAUGGUGUCUCGGGGAGCCCCUAAGCCAUCUAGUUUAGCACAAAAAGAGUAUCUCUCUCAGUCUUGCCCUUCUGUGUCCAACGUGGAGUAUCCGGAUAUGCCUCGGUCUCUCCCUUCCCACAUGGAGGAAGCUCCUAAUGUCUUUCAGCUGUAUCAGAGACCCAUUUCAGCCUCCCGGAAGAAGCAAAAGGAAGUCCAAGACAAGGACUGUCCCUUGACCCCACCUCCUUCUCCAACAGUAGAGGAGCCCAAGAUACUUGCUGGAAGGAGUAACUUUGAUGAUUCCUUGGUCCAUAUCAAUGUAUUCUUGGUGGAUAAGAAGCAUCCAGAAUUCUCUUCCAGUUAUAAUCGAGUUAACCGGAGCAUUGAUGUUGAUUUUAACUGCUUGGAUGUGCUGAUCACACUGCAGACCUGGGUCAUGAUACUAGAUUUUUUUGGAAUUGGCUCCACUGCAGACAACCAUGCAAUGAAGGUGCCGCCUGAGGACAUUCUACAAAACGUGAAGUCGGAGUCAAGCGCUUUAAUAGAGUCUGAACUUCAGGAUCCAGUUAACACCAAACUGGAUCUCAAGGUUCAUUCGCUCUCUCUCGUGCUGAAUAAGACCACCAGUGAGCUUGCUAAAGCAAAUGUGUCCAAAUUAGUGGCACACCUGGAAAUGAUUGAAGGAGACCUGGCCUUACAGGGAAGCAUUGGGAGCCUGUCUCUGAGUGACCUUACAUCCCAUGGAGAGUUCUAUAGAGAACGGUUCACUACAAGUGGGGAAGAAGCAGUCAUCUUCCAGACUUUCAAAUACGGCCGGCCCGACCCGCUGCUCCGGAGGGAGCACGACAUUCGAGUGAGCCUCCAGAUGGCCUCCGUGCAGUAUGUGCACACCCAGCGCUUCCAGGCGGAGGUGGUGGCCUUCAUCCAGCACUUCACUCAGCUGCAGGACGUGUUAGGGCGCCAGCGAGCUGCUAUUGAGGGGCAGACGGUGAGAGAUCAAGCCCAGCGCUGUUCACGGGUUCUCCUGGAUAUUGAGGCUGGUGCUCCUGUUCUUCUUAUCCCAGAAAGUUCCAGAUCAAAUAAUCUGAUUGUAGCGAAUUUGGGGAAGUUGAAAGUCAAGAACAAGUUUCUCUUUGCUGGUAUUCCUGGGACCUUUACCUUACAAGAUAAGGAGUCUGUGCCUUCAGCUUCUCCAACUGGUACUCCCAAACACAGUGUGAGGAAAGUGACAAGCAUGGAGGACCUGAAAGGGACCCAUUCCGAGGGGCUGUUCAUGAUGCCUCCUGUUGGAAUGAGUCUAGGCAGCCUGAAGAGCGAGUUUGUGCCAAGUACUUCGACCAAGCAGCAAGGGCAGCAAGCCACACCCGCUGUUGGUCAGGUUUCCAGGAGUCCAGAAGACCACGUCUGCCUGCUGGAUUGCAUUGUCGUCGAUCUACAAGACAUGGACAUCUUUGCUGCAGAGAGACACCCACGAGAGUAUACUAAGGCCUCGGAAGACAGUAGUGGAGACCUGAUCUUCCCCUCCUAUUUUGUGCGACAGACAGGGGGAAGCCUCUUGACUGAGCCUUGUAGACUGAAAUUGCAGGUGGAAAGGAACUUGGACAAAGAAAUAAGUCAUACUGUGCCAGAUAUAUCUAUCCAUGGCAAUCUCUCCUCAGUCCACUGCUCUCUGGAUUUGUACAAAUACAAGCUGAUCCGGGGUUUAUUGGAGAACAACCUUGGAGAGCCCAUCGAGGAAUUCAUGCGGCCUUAUGAUUUACAAGACCCAAGGAUUCAUACUGUUCUGAGCGGAGAAGUGUACACGUGCAUGUGUUUCCUCAUUGAUAUGGUAAAUGUAAGUCUGGAGCUGAAAGAUCCAAAAGGAAAAGAAGGUGCUGGGUCCUUAGCCAGAUUUGACUUCAAGAAAUGUAAACUGCUCUAUGAGAGCUUUUCCAACCAAACGAAGUCCGUUAACUUGGUUUCGCAUUCCAUGAUGGCUUUUGACACCCGCUAUGCUGGGCAGAAGACCAGUCCUGGCAUGACAAACGUAUUCACCUGUAUCUUUCAGCCCUCUAAGAACAGCAGCACUACCCAAGGAUCCAUUCAGAUCGAACUGCAUUUCAGGUCUACAAAGGAUUCCUCCUGUUUCACAGUAGUUCUCAACAAUCUCCGUGUGUUUCUCAUAUUUGACUGGCUGCUGUUAGUGCAUGAUUUUCUCCACACCCCCAGUGAUAUUAAGAAGCAAACUAAAGUUACUCCUUCGCGUCACCGUAACUCUAGCAGCGAAUCUGCUGUAAUUCCCAAAACCGUGAAAAGUGGAGUAGUUACCAAGCGGUCUUCCCUUCCUCUGUCUACUGAAAGGCACCUGGAGGUCAAGGUCAAUGUAACAGGCACAGAGUUUGUGGUCGUUGAAGAUGUGUCCUGCUUCGAUACCAACGCCAUUAUUCUCAAAGGCACCACAGUGCUCACCUAUAAGCCCCGGUUUGUCGAUCGGCCCUUUUCAGGAAGUUUGUUUGGCAUUGAGGUGUUUUCAUGCCGACUAGGAAAUGAGCAAGACACAGCUCUUUCAAUUGUUGAUCCAGUACAAAUUCAAGUGGAGCUGGUGGGGAAUUCUUCUUAUCAGAAUAGUUCAGGAUUGAUGGAUGCAUUCAAUAGUGAAGACUUCCCACCUGUCUUAGAGAUUCAGUUACAGGCCCUGGAUAUCAGACUCUCCUAUAAUGAUGUUCAGCUGUUUCUUGCCAUUGCAAAAUCCAUCCCAGAGCAAGCUAAUGCUGCAGUACCAGACACAGUGGCCUCGGACGCUAACUCCUUCAGCAGUUACCUUCCUGGUGCAUCUCGAAGGGGAGAGGAAAUCAGAGAAGGGACAAGACACACCUUAGACCCUGUCCUGGAGUUACAACUGGCUAGACUGCAGGAGCUGGGGUUUGGCAUGGAUGACUGCCGCAAAGCUCUCUUGGUGUGUCAAGAUGUCACAGUAGAGGAAGGAUGGCUUCCUGGAGACAUUUUGAGCCAGGUCAUGAAAGGUCAACUGAAAAAGGCAGCAAGUUGGUUGUUCAAGAAUGCUGAGCCCCUGACGUCUCUUUCCCUGGCCUCUAACAGCCGAGAGAGCCAGGUGGCUGUGCCGGCACGGUUGAUCUCGGGCGUGGAGAUGAAAGCUGAGAGCGUGUGCAUCUGCUUCAUCGACGACUGCAUGGACCGCGACGUCCCUCUCGCUGAGCUCACCUUCUCCCGUCUGAAUUUUCUGCAGCAUGUAAGAACUAGCCCUGAAGGCUAUGCCCACUUCACCCUUUCUGGAGAUUAUUAUAACCGUGCUCUUUCAGGCUGGGAGCCAUUUAUUGAGCCCUGGCCGUGCUCUGUAUCCUGGCAACAACAGGCAGCUAGUCGUCUCCAUCCUCCUCGGCUGAAGCUGGAAGCCAAGGCCAAACACCGUUUGGAUAUCAAUAUCACCUCUGUACUAAUUGACCAAUAUGUAAGUACCAAGGAAUCGUGGAUGGCAGAUUACUGUAAACAGGACAAGGAAAUAGAUUCAACCACGUCGGAAGACUGGAUGGGCUCUUCAGUGGAUCCUCCAUGCUUUGGACAAAGCCUCCCCCUUGUCUACCUUAGAACUAGGAGUACAGCCAGUCUGACUAACCUAGAGCACCAGAUCUAUGCUAGAGAGAUGAAGGCCCCAAAACGCCGGCAGCCGUUCGUCCCUUUUGCUCUGAGGAAUCACACGGGCUGCACUUUGUGGUUUGCCACCCUGACGACCACGCCCACCAGGGCUGCACUGUCUCACAGCGGGAGUCCAGGGGUGGUUCCAGAAGGGAAUGGAACAUUUCUUGACGAUGCUCACAAUGUUAGCGAGUGGCGGGAAGUCCUCACGGGUGAAGAGAUUCCCUUUGAAUUUGAAGCAAGAGGAAAGCUAAGGCACAGACACACCCAUGACCUCCGGAUCCAUCAACUGCAAGUGAGAGUGAAUGGCUGGGAGCAAGUGAGCCCAGUGUCAGUGGACAAAGUCGGGACCUUUUUCCGAUACGCUGCGCCAGAUAAGAAUUCCUCUUCCUCUACGAUUGGCAGCCCAAGCAGUAGGACAAAUAUUAUCCAUCCCCAGGUUUAUUUCUCUUCACUCCCGCCUGUCCGGGUCGUCUUUGCAGUGACCAUGGAAGGCAGUGCUCGGAAAGUGGUCACUGUCCGAUCGGCCCUCAUUGUGAAGAACAGACUUGAGACGCCAAUGGAACUAAGACUGGACAGCCCAUCCGCUCCAGACAAGCCCGUGGUCCUUCCCGCUAUCAUGCCAGGUGAUUCAUUUGCCGUGCCUUUACACCUCACUUCUUGGCGGCUACAGGCCCGGCCCAAAGGACUGGGUGUGUUUUUCUGUAAGGCUCCUAUUCACUGGACCAAUGUAGUGAAGACUACAGAGGUUAGUAGCAGCAAACGAGAGUGCCACUCUAUGGAUGCGGAAAAAAGCCGAUUCUUCAGGUUUUGUGUGGCCAUAAAGAAAGAGAAUUAUCCAGAUUACAUGCCCUCCAACAUAUUUUCUGAUAGUGCAAAACAGAUUUUCAGACAGCCUGGGCAUACCAUAUAUCUCCUGCCGACAGUGGUAAUCUGCAACUUGCUACCUUGUGAACUUGAUUUUUACGUUAAAGGAAUGCCCAUUAAUGGGACACUGAAACCUGGCAAGGAGGUGGCUCUCCACACAGCUGAUACCUCCCAGAACAUUGAACUGGGGGUGUCAUUGGAAAAUUUUCCACUCUGUAAAGAAUUGCUUAUUCCACCUGGAACCCAAAACUAUAUGGUAAGAAUGAGGCUCUAUGACGUCAACCGGCGGCAGCUGAACCUCACCAUCCGGAUCGUGUGUCGAGCAGAAGGAUCUUUAAAGAUCUUCAUUUCGGCUCCGUAUUGGUUGAUUAACAAAACAGGGCUUCCACUGAUCUUCAGACAGGACAAUGCAAGAAUGGACGCUGCAGGCCAGUUUGAGGAGCAUGAGCUGGCCCGGAGCCUGAGCCCUCUCUUAUUCUGCUACGCGGACAAAGAGCAGCCAAGCCUCUGCACGAUGAGAAUCGGAAGGGGGAUUCAUCCUGAAGGCAUGCCGGGCUGGUGUCAGGGCUUCUCACUGGAUGGUGGUAGUGGUGUCCGAGCUUUGAGAGUCAUCCAGCAAGGAAACCGCCCAGGGCUGAUCUAUAACAUUGGUAUUGAUGUCAAGAAAGGCCGAGGCCGAUAUAUUGACACCUGUAUGGUAAUCUUCGCUCCCCGUUACCUGUUAGAUAAUAAAUCAUCUCACAAGCUUGCAUUUGCACAGAGGGAAUUUGCCAGGGGACAGGGAACAGCCAAUCCUGAAGGUUACAUUUCCACCCUUCCUGGUUCCAGUGUGGUGUUCCAUUGGCCUCGGAAUGACUACGAUCAGCUGUUAUGUGUCCGAUUGAUGGAUGUUCCCAGUUGUAUUUGGUCUGGAGGCUUUGAAGUCAACAAGAAUAAUUCCUUCCAUAUCAACAUGAGAGACACUCUGGGAAAAUGCUUCUUCCUGCGUGUGGAAAUUACUCUUCGAGGAGCUACCUAUAGGAUCUCCUUUAGUGAUACAGAUCAGUUACCCCCUCCUUUCCGAAUUGACAACUUUUCUAAGGUCCCGGUUGUCUUCACUCAGCAUGGCGUUGCUGAACCCAGGCUCCGAACUGAAGUGAAGCCCAUGACUUCCUUGGAUUAUGCCUGGGACGAACCCACCCUGCCACCUUUUAUCACUCUGACUGUUAAAGGGGCAGGUUCCUCUGAGAUCAACUGCAACAUGAAUGAUUUCCAGGAUAACCGACAGCUUUAUUAUGAAAAUUUCAUUUACAUUGCUGCUACAUAUACGUUCUCUGGUUUACAGGAGGGGACAGGACGGCCUGUGGCUUCCAACAGAGCCAUUACCUGUGCAGAGCUCGUGUUGGAUGUCUCACCAAAGACACAGAGAGUCAUUUUAAAGAAGAAGGAGCCAGGGAAGCGUUCUCAGCUGUGGAGGAUGACUGAAACAGGCAUGCUGGCCCACGAGGGCUCUUCGGCGCCUCACAACCCCAGCAAGCCCUUGGCCGCCCGCUCCACUGAGGGCUCUGCCAUCUUAGAUAUUGCUGGUCUCGCUGCAGUCACUGACAACAGAUACGAGCCGCUGAUGCUAAGAAAGCCUGAUCGUAGGCGAAGCACAACCCAGACGUGGAGUUUCCGAGAAGGGAAACUGACCUGUGGGUUACAUGGGUUGGUUGUCCAGGCCAAAGGAGGGCUUUCUGGUUUGUUUGACGGAGCUGAAGUUGUUCUUGGUCCGGACACAUCCAUGGAGCUUUUGGGGCCAGUUCCACCUGAACAACAAUUUAUUAACCAAAAAAUGAGGCCUGGUUCUGGAAUGUUGUCCAUCAGGGUCAUCCCAGAUGGACCAACUAGAGCGCUCCAGAUAACAGAUUUCUCCCAACGGAAAAGUGACCGUUCAUCGUACGAAGUGGAUGAACUCCCUGUUACGGAUCAAGAGCUGCAGAAAUUAAAGAAUCCAGACACAGAGCAGGAAUUGGAAGUGCUUGUGAAGUUAGAAGGUGGAAUUGGGUUGUCUUUAAUUAAUAAAGUCCCAGAAGAACUGGUCUUUGCAAGUCUUACGGGAAUCAAUGUGCACUACACACAGCUGGCCACCAGUCAUAUGCUAGAACUCAGCAUACAGGAUGUACAGGUGGACAAUCAGCUCAUUGGCACCACGCAGCCCUUCAUGCUCUUUGUGACUCCACUGAGCAAUGAGAAUGAGGUCAUUGAGACAGGCCCUGCUGUGCAAGUGAACACGGUGAAGUUCCCCAGUAAGAGCGCGCUGACCAACAUCUACAAGCAUCUGAUGGUCACGGCUCAGAGAUUCACGGUACAAAUUGAGGAGAAACUGCUCCUCAAGCUGCUGAGUUUCUUUGGCUACGAUCAGGCAGAAUCAGAGGUGGAAAAAUACGACGAAAACCUCCACGAAAAGACAGCUGAGCAAGGUGGGACGCCGGUUCGAUACUACUUUGAAAACCUCAAAAUCAGCAUCCCCCAGAUCAAGCUGAGCGUGUUCACCUCCAGCAAGCUACCACUGGAUCUCAAGGCCCUAAAAAGCACCUUGGGAUUUCCAUUGAUUCGGUUUGAAGAUGCCGUGAUUAAUCUGGAUCCAUUCACUCGGGUACAUCCCUAUGAGACCAAGGAAUUCAUCAUCAAUGAUAUCCUGAAACAUUUCCAGGAGGAACUCCUCAGCCAGGCAGCUCGAAUCCUGGGAUCGGUGGACUUCCUUGGCAAUCCCAUGGGGCUUUUGAAUGAUGUUUCUGAAGGGGUGACUGGACUGAUAAAGUAUGGAAAUGUUGGGGGCCUUAUCAGAAAUGUUACACACGGAGUAUCAAACUCUGCUGCCAAGUUUGCGGGGACGUUGUCAGAUGGCUUAGGGAAGACGAUGGACAAUCGCCAUCAGUCGGAGCGGGAGUACAUCAGAUACCACGCGGCCACGAGUGGCGAACACCUUGUAGCUGGCAUCCACGGCCUGGCUCACGGUAUCAUCGGUGGACUGACCAGUGUUAUAACCUCAACGGUGGAAGGUGUGAAAACAGAAGGGGGUGUCAGCGGUUUCAUAUCUGGCCUUGGGAAGGGGCUUGUUGGCACUGUAACCAAGCCAGUGGCAGGCGCCCUGGACUUUGCAUCAGAAACAGCCCAGGCGGUGAGAGACACAGCCACACUUAGUGGCCCCAGGACCCGAGCCCAGAGGGUACGGAAACCACGGUGCUGCGCAGGGCCCCAGGGCCUGCUUCCCCGCUAUUCUGAGAGCCAGGCCGAAGGGCAGGAGCGGCUCUUCAAACUCACAGACAACAUACAAGACGAAUUCUUCAUAGCCGUGGAGAACAUCGACAGCUACUGUGUGCUCAUCUCCUCCAAGGCUGUCUACUUCCUGAAAAGCGGAGACUACCUAGACCGGGAGGCCAUUUUCCUGGAAGUCAAGUACGACGAUCUCUACCACUGCCUCGUCUCCAAAGACCACGGGAAGGUGUAUGUGCAGGUGACCAAGAAGGCCGUGAACACGAGCAGUGGGGUGUCCAUCCCAGGCCCUUCCCACCAGAAGCCGAUGGUCCACGUGAAAUCAGAGGUCCUUGCUAUCAAGUUAUCACAAGAAAUAAACUAUGCAAAGAGCCUUUACUAUGAACAGCAACUUAUGUUAAGGCUCAAUGAAAACCAAGAGCAGUUGGAGCUGGACUCCUGAGAAGCCCCAGCUGCGGAGGGACACUCCCAGGCGUAGACCCCAAACCAGUCAGGAGCGGAGAGGCCCGUGGGCUUGGCUUAGGUUAGAGGAAACCAGAAUAAGGUUUGGGGGAUGCUGUCAAGAGGGAAAGUAAAUACUGAUGAGGGGGGCACAAAUGGAACCAUAUUAAUUUGUGGGGCAGAGGGUUACUUUAGAUUAUGGGGAGGUAAUUUUUAAGAGGCAUUGGUUGAAUAAUGUUUAAAACAAAGAAAGUGUAACUGAGAUCAAUCUAAUUUUUAGAUUGCCCUGUAUUUUGUUAACAUGUAUAUAUGUACAACUGUGUGUUUGUAAAUACGUAGGAGCAUUUCUGAACAGGGCCUGUGAUGUGUGUUAAGGUUUGUUAACUGUAAAGUAAUAUAAAAUUAUAUUGGAUCUUCUAUUGCACUAAUUCUACACGUCUCAUUCAGGGUACUGUCCGUGAAGAGGGAUUCUUGGAAGCUGCAGAAUGUUAUGCCUUAGUUCGGGAAACUAGAGUAUUCACGGUCAGGUGGGCUGAGGUGAGGGAGCAGGUGCGUCAAGAGCGACGCCUUUGAAACCUGUGCUCGUCCCGCUGGAGCCGCGAACUGAAGUGUCUAGACCCAGAGCCAGCCCUUGAUGAGGCCUAGGGGAGUGACUCGGACACAUCUUUUAUUUAUUUCCCCCCCAGUUAAAAGACAGUUCUUAGAGUGUCACAAGUUAUUUUUUAUCUGCCUGUCUCGCUGGCUCUCUCCUGACUAGUCUUGCCAGACUUUGAGGUAAAACUGUGAGGUGUGUUCUGUUACCACGCACACACACACACACACACACGCCAGCAUUAUAAGGUUUCCUUGGGUUAUUGUCAGAGAGGCCAGUCUGAAACGUUGGUAGGCUCUGAUAACUUAGAAGGGGAAAAAAAUCCCGUAGGACUGUUUAACAGAUCAAAGAUCCACACAUUUAUCAAAAACCCACAGCGAGAGUGUUCCCUCUCCUGGGCAGCAGCAAAGGAGGUCCUGGGACUCUGUUCGCCUUAACAAAUACAGGCAGCCACCCAGCCCCGCAGCCCUGGGGACGCAGGGACAGCAGCCCUAGGAUGAGAAGGGAGAAGGAGGGAGUCUUAGAAAAGGGAAUGAAAUCUGAGUGCUAAAAAGCUGUUCUUGUAAGUUUGGGGCCAAGAUUUGGCCAAAAUAUCUCUUGCCCUUGGUUUUAAAUUCCAACCGGUGGCAAGGCCUAGACCGAGUGCCCUCUCCUUCCUGGGUCUUCUUUCUGUGGUUUCUCUUUUCUGUAAGGAAUAACCAAGGUAGUGAGAGGGGAGACCUAGAAUGAAUGACUAGCCUUGUGAUUUUUUAGUUUUUAUUUUAAUAAAUCUAGUCAGUCUCUACAACCACGUCACAUGUAGCUGAGAUCUAAAAGGACCCAUCGGAUCAGUGGAUGCGUGGAAGGUUUUGGUGUUUAUAACUCAUGACCCAGAUCCUUCCAAAACACAAAUGAAGCUAAUCUGUCUUUCUCUCCCCACUCGGAGUGUGUGUGUGUGUGUGUGUGUGUGUGUGUGUGUGUGUGUUUUCAAAGAGCUUUAACCCAAGUGCUUAGUGCUUUGGCAAAAUAGUGUUUUCAGGGCUCGUCUUGAACUCCAGGAUUGAUAUAUGGUCUUCACUGAACUCUGGGUUCAUGGACUGCAGAACUGACACCCAGUUUUUGAAGGGUCGGGGUGGGUUUUUGGUCCGUCGGUUGGUUGGUUCUGCUGGGCCACAGCCAUGCGCCAGGUGCGGCUCCCUGCAGGCUUCUCGUCUUCCUCACCAGCCUCCCGCCCUGCACCCCACAAGUUUGGCUUGUGGUUUUUGUCAUCAGUAACGCACUGCCUGAGAUCAUGAUCUCUUAACGAUGAGACUCUCAGAGGGUUGAUGGUUUGUGUCAGUGAGCCUUCUGUCACUUUCUGGAAUGAAGUCACUUGGGAGUUCUGUUGGAUUGAGGAGCUUGGUGUUACUAAGGAAGCCUGACUUUGGGCCCAGCGGCAACCGGUGUUCUCUGCAGCUCUGCCUACGGGAAGUUGGUUGAGGGCUGCGCUGUGGAAUGGUGCUUCCAGGAGAGUCCAGAGGGGUGUUGAGAUGCCCUCCUCCCGGCUCCUUUCUAAAUUUCAUCAGCCCUCGAGAUACAAUAGUUGCUCAUCUCCCUACUGCACAACUCCCCUCUGACGUUUGCGCCUUGGAAGAGGCAGAUGUUAAAAUGGGAUCCAAAGACCAAAUGGGGCGGGGUUGGGGGGUGGGUGCCAGCUAAGAGCUUCUCAGGCUCCCUCCGCCCUCGCAGCCCUCGUGCCAGGCCUGGUGAUGAUAAGGUUUCAGGGGCUUUGGACAUAGUUUCCUGGUUUGCCAGGGAAAAAAUCCAAAGCUUUGGAGGAAACAGGCCCUGGCUCUGGCUUUUAAAUUGGUAUUUAGCCAGCGAUGUCUGAGACUUUGUUAUGAUAAUUUCUGCCGAUUUUCUUGCUGCCUCAAGUACCCAGUUCCUCUCCGAGGAAAGUAAAAUAAAUUGAAUCAGGAGGAUUUGGGCAAGCAGAAAGUAAAGCCCCCUUGAUGCCCUGACCCAGCACAGCUGGCCGCAUCACCGCCUGGCCACAGCUGCUUUCCUCACCCACCAGAAAGGCUGGCUGUUGUGUGCUUCCCACACCUGGGCCUGCUCACUGCUGACUGGGAAACAGAAACAUGGCCUCGUAGCGGCCCGAGUGCCUCACCGUGGUGGAGACGCACCUCGGGGUUUGGAAGGCUCCUGGGCCGCUUUGUUUUUAAGCAUCAUCUGUGCCUCAAAAUACCAUAGUAGCUGCUCGAUAAUAUUCUGAAAAUAAAGUAUCUGGGUCUCCACCGUGUGAACACUCUUACAAUCACCAAUCUGUUGAGACUCUUGAAUCUGUUUCUCAUAUCAGAGUCGUUAUUUUUCUUCCCGUGGAAUAAAAUGCUCUGUUGACUUCCAAA